Lodderomyces orthopsilosis Co 90-125 is the source of this 786-nucleotide messenger RNA. RefSeq names its product 40S ribosomal protein uS2 (gene YST1). Lineage: Eukaryota; Fungi; Ascomycota; Pichiomycetes; Serinales; Debaryomycetaceae. Gene Ontology annotation, biological process: ribosomal small subunit assembly; cytoplasmic translation. Gene Ontology annotation, cellular component: ribosome; cytosolic small ribosomal subunit; 90S preribosome. The record is from RefSeq and is a predicted model, not a curated record. Bases 1 to 786 code for a protein of 261 amino acids. The transcript has 2 exons. Gene Ontology annotation, molecular function: structural constituent of ribosome.
AUGUCAUUACCAGCCUCAUUUGACUUAACUCCAGAAGAUGCUAAAUUAUUAUUAGCUGCCAACGUUCACUUGGGAGCCAAGAAUGUUCAAGUACACAACAAACCAUACGUCUACAAGACCAGACCAGAUGGUGUCAACAUCAUCAACAUUGGUAAGACCUGGGAAAAGAUUGUUUUGGCUGCCAGAAUCAUUGCUGCCAUUCCAAAUGCCUCUGAUGUUGCUGUCUGUUCAUCAAGAACUUUCGGUCAAAGAGCUGUUUUGAAAUUCGGUGCUCACACUGGUGCUACUGCCAUUGCUGGUAGAUUCACCCCUGGUAACUUUACAAACUAUAUCACCCGUUCUUUCAAAGAACCAAGAUUGGUUGUUGUUACUGACCCAAGAACCGAUGCUCAAGCCAUCAAGGAAUCAUCAUAUGUUAACAUUCCAGUUAUUGCUUUGACUGAUAUGGACUCACCAUCUGAAUACGUUGAUGUUGCUAUCCCAUGUAACAACAAAGGUAAACACUCUAUUGGUUUGAUCUGGUGGUUAUUGGCUAGAGAGGUUUUGAGAUUGAGAGGAAUCAUUGCUGACAGAACUACUGAAUGGUCAGUUAUGCCAGAUUUGUACUUUUACAGAGACCCAGAAGAAAUUGAACAAAAUGCUGCUGAAGAAGGUGUCACUGAAGAAGUUGAAGAAGCUGUUGUUGUUGAAGCUGAAACCGAAUGGACCGGUGAAACUGAAGAUGUUGACUGGGCUGAAUCAGGUGUUACUCCAGCUGCUGAAGACGCUGCUGCUUCAAACUGGUAA